Porites lobata is the source of this 622-nucleotide messenger RNA. Lineage: Eukaryota; Metazoa; Cnidaria; Anthozoa; Scleractinia; Poritidae. The record is from the annotation of a GenBank genome assembly.
CCAAUAUGUGAUCCAGGGCUAAAACUGUUGGAAAGACCAUUUGUGUUUGUGUUUGAAGUUUUUGAAACAGGCGUUGAUCUGGACGCUGUCGCCGAUUUUUUCUCUGUGGCUGUGGGAUUAGUAUCUGAUCCCGAUGGUGUAGAGAAUGUCAUCAAUAUCGUGCUGGAUGCUGUUUUCGCCGCCGAGGUAGUCGGAGUUUCUGUAGUACUUGAUAAUGUAGACGAUGACGUGGCGGACUCUGAUGACGUAGAUGCUGUUGUAGCAAAUGUAGUUGCUUUGGUGCAGAUGAUGACGUAGUGGAUUCUGCAGUUGAUGACGUGACUGCUGUUUUUGGCAACUGUCGUUGUUUCUGUGGUAGUUGGUAGUGUAGAUGACGACGUAGUAGAUUAUGUACUUGAUGACGUAGGCACUGACGUAGUUGAUGUAGGUGCAUCUGUGAUACUUGGUGGUGAAGAUGAUGACGUGGUUGCCUUCGUAAGCACUGUUGUAGUGUAUGACGUAGACGGUGGUGUUGUUUCUGCUGUGGAAGUUGGUGGCGUGGUUGAUGCUACAGUUGAUGACAAUGUAGAACUCUUUAUGUUUCCUAUUUUCCAGUCAUCUGUCAAUUCCCAGCGUGAAAAAC